GAGAGAGGGAUGGAGGGACGAAGGAGGGGGAAUAGCUGCAGGCAUUAUUGAAUUACAGAAUCCACAGAGAGACACACACACACAGUUACAGAGAGAGAGAGAUAGAAGCGAUCUCAAAACAGCAUCACUCUCUGCUAGACAGAAUGACAGUGAACAGAAUAGAGAAGAGAAGAGCAUGAUUGCACAAGCAUUAGACAGAAAGACAAAGAUGAGGUUGAUUAGACAGCAGUGAAAUUACCUGAGGGCAAAAUAAAAGAGGGAAUAGACGGAGUGAGGAAAAGAAGAGUGUGGGCUUUAAUCCUCUUGGCAUGCGAGUGUAUUCCUGGCUGUUUGGCACUGAGUGCGGUGGUCACCCUGUGUGUGAGUGUGUGCUGCAGAGUUUGUUGGUGAUGUUGGGACGCUUUGGACUGGAAUGUAUCUGAGUUAACCGCUGGGGGCUUUCGGGAAGACACCAUGCUGGGCAAGGAUUACAUGCUCGCCAUCAUCAUUGUCAACUAUGACGAUAACAUCUGGAACGAUCAGAGUCUGGAGCUGGACUCAGAUCUGCCUCCAGGAUGGCGCACUAUACGUGACAGCACUGGCACCUAUUACUGGCACGUGCCCACAGGCACCACCCAGUGGCAGCAUCCCUCCUACAGCACAGAGGAGGAACAAAAUGCCAUUAAUGGCAUCACUUCCAGCCAGAUCAAGACUGCAGCAGAUGGCAGGCGGGAAUCAGGAGGCAGACUGACUGAAAACCCUCUGCCCUCUCUGAGUGAAAGGCCCUCAUGGCAGGAAGAGAAUUUCUGUGUCAACAUGGAUCCCGACUCCAAGUGUUUUGCUGUGCGCUCGCUGGGCUGGGUUGAGAUCCCUGAGGAGGAACUGACCCCUGGUAAAAGUAGUCUGGCAGUGAACAACUGCAUCCAGCAACUCUCGCACAGCAAAGCAGAGGGCCGGGACGCAGUGGGUGCCUGGGGAGAGGGUCAGGAUAUGAUGAUGGUGCUCAAGAAGGACACUCUCAGUCUAAUGGACCCUGUGGACCGCAGCCUCAUACAUUGUCAGCCCAUAAUCAACAUCCAUGUAUGGGGGGUGGGCUGCAACAAUGGCAGAGACAGGGACUUUGCCUUUGUGGCCAGUGAUAAAGACACCUGCAUGCUCAAGUGCCAUGUGUUUCGCUGCAACGCUCCAGCCAAGACCAUUGCAUCUGCCCUGCAUGAGAUGUGCUCCAAGAUCAUGGCAGAGAAGGCAGCACUGCAGCCCUCUAUGGCCCGUUCUCUCACCAUGGAGAGUAUCUCCCCAGAGGACUUGCCCCGCCAGGUUGACUUCCUGGAAGCAGUGAGGCAAAGGGUGCAGAAGUUUGAAGUGGAGUACAUUGGAAACCUGCCUGUUUCCAGAGCAAUGGGAAUGGAAGUGUUGAACAGAGCUAUUGAGAGCAUCAUGCACUCCAGAGACAGAGAUGAGUGGGAGCCGAUAGUCAUCCAUGUGUCUGAUACAGUUCUGUCUUUAUGGAGAGGAGAGGAUGGAGAUGACCCAUUUUGGGAAUGCCAAGUACGUUACUUGACUUUCCUAGGUGUGGGUCAUGACACACACACUUUUGCUGUCAUAGUGGAUGCAGGAACCCAGCGCUUUGAGUGCCAUGUGUUCUGGUGUGAGCCAGAUGCUGGGAUCAUCUCUGAGGCAGUUCAGGCUGCAUGCAUGGUUCAAUACCAGAAGUGUUUGGUUGCACAGACUCCUCCUGUGAGGUCCAAAAUGUGGAGGGCAGGCUCCAAAGUCAAACGAGCCAACUCAUUGGAUAGCUCUAGCUUCCCACCCCGACACCAAGGACACACACCUUCCAAAAUGGCCUCCCCCAGCGUGAAGAAGUGCAUGCUGGCAUUUUUUGAGACAUUCCGGAAUAAACAUUCUGCAGUACCCACACCCUAACAACAGCAACUCGGGGAGGAGGAUGGAGCCUGAUGGGCUUUGAGGAGGGGGAUAUCAGGAGAUGGAGAGAUGAAAGGAAUGAAUAAACAUGAAACCUAAAAAAGCUUGAGAAAUAUGAGUACCCUUUGCCCUUGGCAUUUUAGAAAAAUCCAACUUAAUUUCCCCAGUAUGACCUAACAAAAAACAACCCACCUAAUUGCCCUUAAUAAUAAGAGUGUUUUAAAGUAUUGACAUAUUUGAAUGUAGGUGUGCAGAACAGUGUUUAAAUGACAUUGAGGUGCUGUGCUCUCACAUUCCAAAUACUGACAGAAUGCUUUGCAAUGUAAAUGCUGUUAUGCAACAGUUAGUUACUGUCCUCAAAUGUGAUUGGUACAAGGCUAAUUUACACGGCACCGACAGACAUUGUUAGUCGGGAUUGUCUGUUGGCAUCUAGGGAUGCACGAUAUUAUCGGACCAAUAUCGGAAUCGGCCGAUAAUGGCUUUA
Molecule: messenger RNA, 2386 nt
Organism: Sinocyclocheilus rhinocerous
Lineage: Eukaryota; Metazoa; Chordata; Actinopteri; Cypriniformes; Cyprinidae
Product: amyloid beta A4 precursor protein-binding family B member 3-like
Exons: 13
Coding region: 454-1902 (482 amino acids)
Biological process (GO): regulation of DNA-templated transcription
Cellular component (GO): nucleus; cytoplasm
Molecular function (GO): amyloid-beta binding; transcription factor binding
Source: RefSeq, a predicted model, not a curated record